CUCCAUUCGCGUGAGGGACCGGUCAUGGCUCCGAGCCGCUCGCGUCAAACGGGCUCGCACAAGGCUCACUCUUUAGCCCGGCAGUGGAAGGCGAAGCGGCGGCGCCGCGACCUGGACCAGAUCCACCAGGACCUGCUGCCGGAGAACGCGGCAAAGCUGCUGCGCCAAGAGCCGGACGCCGAAUUGCCCGGAAGCGCCCAGCAUUACUGCCUGCACUGCGCGCGAUACUUUGUCGAUUUGAAAAGCUUGAAGGAUCACUUCAAAUCUAAGGUUCACAAAAGAAGGCUGAAGCAGCUGAGUGAAGAGCCAUAUACCCAGGAGGAGGCUGAGAGAGCCGCCGGGAUGGGAUCCUAUAUUCCUCCCAAAACAGUUGAAAUCCACACACAGCCCCUCGACGAGAUGGAGGAAUCCAACUGAGGACGGUAGCAGCAUCGACAGAACCAAAUGAGGCUUGGCCACUCGAAAAUCCUUUGGAUAACUUAAGACAAUGGGAGCGUUGGUGGUAACGGACAUGAGGGGGGAGAGGAUAGUGGAACUGAGACAUUAAACCCCAGCAGAAAGGAGAGCAGCAUCUCCUGGGAUUUCUUGCUGUGGGAAGACUGCUGUGGCUGAUUCUCUUUGGCGGUGCUCAGAGUUCAGCAGGAGGUCUGAGAGGGCGAGCAAGUGCCCUGUUGUCCUAAGAACCUCAUUAUGUAGCUAAUUGCUUCUUUAAAAAAACAGCUAUUAUGAACAGAUUGCUGUGGAUUUUCAUUGUUUUGCUGGGUGUGUGACCUUUUCCAUCUCUUUAGUGAGUCCUUUUUAAUAAAAGAGGCAUCUGUUUGCUGAAUGAA
Messenger RNA from Eublepharis macularius, 830 nucleotides. RefSeq names its product zinc finger protein 593 (gene ZNF593). NCBI's taxonomy places the organism in Eukaryota, Metazoa, Chordata, Lepidosauria, Squamata, Eublepharidae. The transcript has 3 exons. Bases 25 to 417 code for a protein of 130 amino acids. The record is from RefSeq and is a predicted model, not a curated record. Gene Ontology annotation, molecular function: zinc ion binding; nucleic acid binding.